Opisthocomus hoazin is the source of this 4545-nucleotide messenger RNA. NCBI's taxonomy places the organism in Eukaryota, Metazoa, Chordata, Aves, Opisthocomiformes, Opisthocomidae. The record is from RefSeq and is a predicted model, not a curated record.
ACAAAGCCACCACUAGCACCGAAACCAAAGAUUAUUGGUCAUCUUUCUCCGGUAGCUGUCUCCAAAUUUUCUCCUUCACUGCCAAGGGCUGUUAUUCUUCAUAACCCGAACUCUAUGUCUAGGGGUCCCAAACCACCUAUUGCUCCCAAGCCAAAAUUCUCAGCUGACACUGAGGGCAAAUCCAGUGUUUAUACCAACAAUAACUUCAAUAAAUGCACAAAUGGGAAACUGCUCUGUCUUGAUGGAGAUCUGUAUGAAGGAGACCAAUGCAAUGCUGAUUGCCCAGAAUCUGAGGCAGAUAAUGAAUACAUUGUAGUUCCUGAAGCUCAUCUGACCAGCAAAGACUGUAAUGAUUUGCAACAUGAGCAUGAUAAGAACCUAGAUUCCUCUGGGGAAAACGAGGUCUUGGAAACUCCAGAAGAGGUAGAGAAGGAAGAGGAUAACAUUGCUAAUGAUGAGGAUACCAGUAAUGGAGAAGUCACCGAAGAUGAGCACCAUAACUCUUCAGAUAUUGCUGAACCAAUGGAACCAGACUCUGAAGAGUCAGCUAGAGACUGUGACCAGUCCGAAGCACUUUGUGAGGAGUCCUUAGAUGCCCCUGAUGUAGAUAAUGAUGCUUCCAAGAACAUAGAUGAACAUAAGGAUGUUGUAGGUGACUGUGUUGAAACCAAAAACAAGGAGGAAACUUCUAACAACCUGGAACUGGUUAAGGACAAUAGUGAUUAUAAGACUGACAGUGAUGACAUUUUGAAUAGAGAUGAGGAACUAAUGGAUGAUACCUGUAAAGAUACCAUUGUAAUGCCACUGCCCACAGAUGAGUCAAUCCCAGGUUGUGAGAAUGCAGGGCAGGAGGAGGAGGAGCUGCCUGAGAUUUUAGAAAAGGCAGAUGGGUGUCUAGCACACGAUGGUGAUCACAGUGUGCAUGCAGAGCUUGAUUUGAACAUUGAUUUGGAGUUAGAAAUUGAUGAUUGUGCAAGCCCUGACAUGCUGCCCAUUGAGGCCAGUGAGGAAACAGCUCCUGGCUUAGAACUGCGUGAAGAGGAACCCAGUGCUGAAAAUGGUUUAGGAGAGUUGAUCUACCAAGCAGCACCUGAAGAAAAGGAAGCAGACCCAGAUAAGCAUAAUAAUAUAAACACAGGAAAUGCCAGUGAUGGCUGUCAGAUCACUAGGAGGAGAGGUGAGAAGACAUCAGAGGUAGCCUGUGAAGCAAGCAAAGACUUGGGGUGUCAAAUUGCUCCUUGUGAGAAUGAAUGUGGUGAGGAAAUACCCAUGGAACAUUUAGAUGAGAUUUUUCAAACAGAAGGGACCUCUCUGGAUGAAAAUUGUGUGAUCUCUGAUAUUCUGCCUAGUAGUCCAGGGAUGGAGCUAGAGUUGGAAGAUGUGACUCUUGAACAGCAUAGUGAAACUACUGUGGAAACAUCUAAGUCAGAUGAGCUGCAACUUGAAGACAACGAGGUGGAAGCAAACAGCCUCAGCAAAAGUGUCCCAAGUCCACCUCAACAGGUCCCACUUGAAGAAGAGUUAGAAGUCUGUAAGCAUGGCAAAAAGAAUGUAGACUGUGGCAUCAAACAUGUCUUGCAUGAAAAUCUAGCAGUCCCUGAGGUGGUCAUUGUGCCUGAAGAAUCAGAGGAAAGAGAAACUAGCAGUGAUUCCCUAGACGACCCUUAUGUGCUUCCCGCAGAAAAUGAAAUUGCUCAUGACGGGCAGACUGAUUUAGGAGCUGAUCACAGUAAAAGGGAUGAAUUAGGCAUGGAUGGUGAAAACAACUUGCUGCCCAUUGAUCGUAAAAGCAUUGUCACUAGAACACGGUCACUGUCUGGGAAAAUGCCAGGCUAUGUCCCAGAAACAGUUCCAGAAGAAACUGGACCUGAAACUGAUUUAUCAUCUUCCCACAAUGGCUCUGGGACAGAUGAUUUAAGCAAUAAUUUAUAUUCAGUGGAAGGAAAACCAAUGGAAGCCAACAGGGCAUUACCAACCAAGUCAAGACGUUUCAUUUUAUAUCCUCGAUCUUAUUCUGUUGAAGGGAGAGAGACAUCUGUCUCUGUUCACAGAGAAAGUGAUGGCUGUGUACUAGACGAUGGUAGAAUAAAAAGAACAGAAGACAACUUGUCUUUGCCUUGUGUUAAUGGUUCCUCAGGUAGUUUUUCCCAGAGAAAUCAUCUGUUGUCAUGUGGUGUAUCUACUCCGUCCUCAGUUGUUGAUAUACCACCUCCUUUUGAACUUGCCUACAUCACCAAAAAGCCAAUCACUAAAAGUUCCCCUUCACUUUUGAUAGAGAGUGACUCACCUGAUAAAUAUUCUAAGAAAAAGAAAUCUUCCUUUAAGAGGUUCCUCACUCUAAAAUUCAAGAAGAAAACGGAGAGUAAAGUCCAUGUAGAUGUUAAUGUUUCCUCUUCAAGAUCCUCAUCAGAGUCUAGCUAUCAUGGGCCUCCGCGGCUGAUGGAGCUGGACAGGAGGAGCCUGAGUAGCUCACCUCAACUAAAAUCACAUGUGGGGAAGCUCCGUGCAUCUGAGUCUCCCUCAGCUGUUCUUUUCGCUAUGAGCUCUGACUAUGAAAACAUACAAAUUCCUCCUCGAAGAUCCACCAGAGCAGGAACUUUUACUGAGUUUUUUGAAGAUCCCAGCAGGGCAUUGUCUGCUGCUAAUGAGAAUGAUGGCUAUGUGGAUAUGAGCAGCUUCACUGGCUUUGAGAACAAGCAGCAAACCACAGACCAGGAAACAGAAAGUGCCUACACCGAGCCCUACAAGGUGUGCCCAGUCUCUGUGACACCGAUGGAGGUUGUCACAUCAGAUGAGGAACAGAAGAGUUCAGAAGAUGAUGAGAGUAGCCCGGGUGAUCCCAGCCUCAUCAACAAGAAAGAAGGCCAGUCCAGAGCUUACCUUAUUGCCCAGGAGCUGAUGUCUUCAGAAAAAGUAUACGUGGAGAUGCUCCAGCUGUUACGUACGGAUUUCUAUGAAGGUAUCCUGAAAAUACUUGGAGAAGGAGAUGAAAAUGAACAGGAGGAAGUUAAACUCAAGCAGGGCUUAAGUGAACUCCCUGAAAUUUAUGAAUUACACCAAGAUAUCCUGGGAGAACUGGAAGAAAGAGUCCUUAAAUGGGAGGAACACCAGAAAGUUGCUGAUGUUUUUCUCUCCAGAAAAUCAAGGUUGAAUCACCACACAGCAUACAUUAUGCAGUUUGAUAGGAAUUUGGCUUUGCUAGAUGAAACCUGCCUUAAAUAUUCCCAACUGGCUACCAUAAUUCAGGAGUUUGAGCAGAGCUCUGGUGGCAGCCCUCAGAGUGUGAAACACCAGCUUUUGAAAGUGGUGCAGCGUGUCUUCCAGUAUCAUGUGCUGCUCACAGAUUACUUGAAUAAUCUUUGCCCGGAUUCUACAGAGUAUGAAGCCACACAAGCUGCCUUAUUCAUUGUUUCUGAAAUCACGGACCAAGCCAACGACAGCAUGCUCCAAGCGGAAAACUUGCAGAAGUUGGUACACAUUGAGCACAGUGUGAGAGGGCAGAGCGGUCUCCUCCAGCCAGGAAGGAUCUUUGUUAAAGAGGGAACGCUGAUGAAAGUCUCUGGCAAAACCAGGCACCCUCGGCAUUUGUUCUUGAUGAAUGAUGUUCUGCUGUACACAUAUCCCCAGAAGGAUGGCAAAUACCGACUGAAAAGCACCUUGGCUAUGUCAGGCAUGAAGGUCAGCCGCCCAGUGACAGAAAAAGCCCAAAAUGUCCUGAAGAUUGAAAAUGAUGAAUAUUGCCUGACCCUGUCAGCAAGCUCUUGGUCGGAAAGGGAUGACUGGUACAGCUGCAUCAGCAGACACAUCCCAGAUGACUGCAAAGAUCACAACACUUCCACUUUCCACAGCAGCGUGGAGCUAAGGGAAAGGCUUGGAAUACCCUUGGGUGAGAGGCCUCCCACUUUGGUACCUGUGUCCCAUGUCAUGAUGUGCAUGAACUGUGGCUGUGACUUUACCCUCACUUUGAGGCGACAUCAUUGCCAUGCCUGUGGGAAGAUUGUAUGUCGAAAUUGUUCAAGAAAAAAGUACCCUAUGAAGUACCUCAAAGAUCAGGCAGCCAAAGUCUGUGAUAGCUGCUAUGUGGAACUUAAGAAAAGAGAACGGCCACUAAGUGUGAGCUUCCCUCCAACUUCAUCCAGGUGUUCAAGCAGUGCCUUCUCCUCUGUCUUCCACAAUAUUCAUUAUUCGUCUUUUAAGAAACAGAAGAAGAUCCCUUCAGCUCUUAUGGAGGUGGCAGCCUCAGGAGAGGGAGCUACCAUCAGUGGUUACCUCAGCAGAUGUAAGAGAGGCAAAAGACAUUGGAAGAAACGCUGGUUUGUUAUCAAAGACAAAGUCCUCUACACCUACAUAGCAAACGAGGACAAAGUUGCCACUGAAAGUUUGCCUUUGUUGGGUUUCACCAUUGCCCCAGAGAAGGAUGAAGGAAGCAUGGACACAAUUUUCCAUCUCUACCACAAGCAGACUCUCUUUUAUAGCUUCCGAGCAGAAGAUAACAAUUCAGCACAGAGGUGGAUUGAAGCCAUGGAAGAAGCAUCCAUAUUAUAG